AUGGCAGAUAUAUUAAGGAGAAGGUUUGCUUUAUUGCUCUUGACUACGAGGACGCUUGAGACAGCCAAAACUAUCUCAACUCUUGACAAGAACUACGAGCUACCUGAUGGGCAAGUGAUCACCAUUGCUUCUAAGCGAUUCCAUUAUCCUGUUCUUUACCAGCCAUCUAUGAUUGGUGUAGAGAACUCAUGUAUACAGAAAAACUUAUAA
Eruca vesicaria subsp. sativa (arugula) is the source of this 210-nucleotide messenger RNA. Lineage: Eukaryota; Viridiplantae; Streptophyta; Magnoliopsida; Brassicales; Brassicaceae. The record is from the annotation of a GenBank genome assembly.